AUGUUCUCCAGGAAACAGCCCCCUGCCCUGGCUCGGGAAGAAAGCUACCGCCCAGCCCGGGCCCCGGAGCAGGUCUUGGGAGCUGUUGACAAUAACAUGGGUGAUGGCUGCUCUCAGAAGGCGGCUACUGCUAAUAUUCUCCGCUUCCUGUUGCUGGUGUUGAUUCCGUGUAUCUGUGCACUCAUCGUCCUGCUGGUGAUCCUGCUUUCCUUUGUUGGAACAUUAAAAAAAGCCUAUUUUAAAUCAAAUGGGAGUGAACCUUUGGUCACUGAUGGUGAAGUUCAAGUGUCUGAUAUUAUUGCUACAAAUACAAUUUGCAGCAAGAGCACUGUGACAUCUGCUACGCAUCCCGAUCAACACAUUCCAGCCUGGACCACAGAUGCUUCUCUCCCAGGGGACCAAAAUCACAAGAACACAAGUGCCUGUGUGAACAUCACCCACAGCCAGUGUCAUAUGCUGCCCUACCAAACCACGCUAACACCCUUCUUCUCGAUUGUCAAAAACAUGGAAGUGGAGAAGUUCCUCAAGUUCUUCAUGUACCUCCAUCGCCUCAGCUGCUAUCAACAUAUCAUGCUUUUCGGCUGUAGCCUCGCCUUCCCCGAAUGUGUUGGUGAUGGUGAUGACAGCCGUGGACUCCUGCCCUGUAGGUCUUUCUGUGAGGCUGCAAAAGAGGGCUGUGAAUCAGUCCUAGGGAUGGUGAACGCCUCCUGGCCCGGUUUCCUCACCUGCUCCCAGUUUAGAAACCAAACCGAAAGCAGCAACGUCAGCAGAAUUUGCUUCUCUCCACAACAGGAAAAAGGCAAGCAAUCGCUCUGCGGGGGCGGCGAGAGCUUUCUGUGCGCCAGCGGCCUCUGCGUGCCCGGGAAGCUGCGGUGCAACGGGCACAACGACUGCGACGACUGGAGCGACGAGGCCUACUGCAAUUGCAGUGAGAAUAUGUUCCACUGUCACACGGGCAAGUGCCUCAAUUCUAGCCUCGUGUGUGAUGGAUACGAUGACUGCGGGGACCUGAGUGAUGAGCAGAACUGUGAUUGCAGUCCCACAAGGGAGCACCGCUGUGGAGAUGGGCGCUGCAUCGCAAUAGAGUGGGUGUGUGACGGUGACCAUGACUGUGUGGAUAAGUCUGAUGAAGUCAACUGCUCCUGUCACAGCCAGGGUCUGGCCGAGUGUCGGAGUGGACAGUGUAUCCCCAGCACCUUCCAGUGCGACGGGGACGAGGACUGCAGGGACGGCACGGACGAGGAGAAUUGCAGCCAGAGUCAGACUCCAUGUCAAGAAGGCGACCAAAGAUGCCUCUACACUUCCUGCCUUGAUUCAUGUGGUGGCAGCUCCCUCUGUGACCCGAACAACUGUAGUCAGUGUGAACCAAUUACGUUGGAACUCUGCAUGAAUUUACCCUACAACCAUACAAUUUACCCAAAUUACCUGGGCCACAGGACUCAGAAGGAGGCAUCCAUCAGCUGGGAGUCCUCUCUUUUCCCUGCACUUGUUCAAACCAACUGUUACAAAUACCUCAUGUUCUUUGCUUGUACCAUUUUGGUACCAAAGUGUGACGUGAACACGAGCCAGCGGAUCCCACCUUGCAGAGCCCUGUGCGAGCACUCCAAAGAACACUGUGAGUCUGUCCUUGGGGUUGUGGGCCUACAGUGGCCUGAAGACACAGACUGCAAUCAAUUUCCAGAGGAAAAUUCAGACAACCAAACCUGCCUAAUGCCUGACGAAGCUGUGGAAGAAUGCUCACCUAGUCACUUCAAGUGUGGCUCUGGACGGUGUGUUCUGGCUUCCAGAAGAUGUGAUGGCCAGGCCGACUGUGAUGAUGACAGUGAUGAAGAAAACUGUGGCUGUAAAGAGAGAGAUCUGUGGGAAUGUCCAUCCAAUAAGCAAUGUUUGAAGCAUACAGUCAUCUGUGAUGGGUUUCCCGACUGUCCUGAUGGCAUGGACGAGAAAAACUGUUCGUUUUGCCAGGAUGAUGAACUCGAAUGCGCAAACCAUGAGUGUGUGUUCCGUGAGCGCUGGUGUGAUGGGGCAGCCGACUGCUUGGACAGUUCUGACGAGUGGGACUGUGUGACCCUCUCCAAAAACGUGAGCUCCUCUUCGUUCCUGAUGGCUCACAGAUCUGCCAUAGACCACCACGUGUGCGCGGACGGCUGGCAGGAGACGUUAAGUCGGCUGGCCUGCAAUCAGAUGGGUUUAGGAGAACCAUCUGUGACGGAACUGGUACAGGAACAGGAGCAAGACCAGCUGUGGCUGACAUUACACUCCAGCUGGGAGAGCCUCAAUGGGACCACUUUGCAUGAACUACUGGUAAAAGGGCAGGCUUGUCAUAGCAGAAGUAAGAUUUCUCUUCUGUGUACUAAACAAGACUGUGGGCGCCGCCCUGCGGCCCGAAUGAACAAGAGGAUCCUUGGGGGUCGGACCAGUCGCCCUGGAAGGUGGCCAUGGCAGUGUUCCCUGCAGAGUGAACCCAGUGGACAUAUUUGUGGCUGUGUCCUCAUUGCCAGGAAGUGGGUCCUGACAGUUGCCCACUGCUUCGAGGGGCGAGAGAACGCUGCCAUCUGGAAAGUGGUGUUUGGCAUCAACAAUCUGGACCACCCGUCGACGUUCAUGCAGACACGCCUGGUGAAGACCAUCAUCCUGCACCCUCGCUAUAGCCGAGCCGUGGUGGACUAUGACAUCAGCAUCGUGGAGCUAAGCGAAGACGUUCAUGAAACCAGCUACGUCCGGCCGGUCUGCUUGCCCAGCUCAGAGCAGGCCUUGGAACCCGAUACGUACUGCUACAUCACGGGCUGGGGGCACAUGGGCAACAAAAUGCCUUUUAAGCUGCAAGAGGGAGAGGUCCGCAUCAUCUCCCUGGAGCAGUGCCAGUCCUACUUCGACAUGAAGACCAUCACCGCGCGGAUGAUAUGCGCCGGCUAUGAGUCUGGUACCGUGGACUCGUGCAUGGGUGACAGCGGUGGGCCCCUCGUUUGCGAGCGGUCUGGAGGACAGUGGACAUUAUUUGGUUUAACGUCGUGGGGCUCCAUCUGCUUUUCCAAAGUCCUGGGGCCUGGAGUUUAUAGCAAUGUGUCCUACUUCAUCGAAUGGAUUGAAAGACAAAUAUACAUCCACACCUUUCUCCUGAACUAA
This is a messenger RNA of Enhydra lutris kenyoni (northern sea otter), 3126 nucleotides long. RefSeq names its product corin, serine peptidase. Gene Ontology annotation, cellular component: membrane. The coding region runs from base 1 to 3126 and encodes 1041 amino acids. Gene Ontology annotation, biological process: peptide hormone processing; acrosome reaction; regulation of blood pressure. NCBI's taxonomy places the organism in Eukaryota, Metazoa, Chordata, Mammalia, Carnivora, Mustelidae. Gene Ontology annotation, molecular function: protein binding; serine-type endopeptidase activity. The transcript is spliced from 22 exons. The record is from RefSeq and is a predicted model, not a curated record.